UUUUCCUCCGGUCGGACUCGGAAAGUGAAUAAUAAACCACUCCUAUACCAUUCCUGCGCUCGGUCCAGCCUGGUGACGUCAGCACUUCUGGAGCAGCUCAGCCAAUCACGGCCGCUCUCUAUAUUUUAACAAUAACGAAUAUGGCGAGUUCAGCUUGGCAUCUCUCUCUGAAAGUCAGCGACAAACCCAAAGCACUGUUCCAGUUUCCAGAUCCUGAACCUGGAGAUGUUCAUCCAGGAGGAUAUCAGGUGUCCACGCUCAAGCAGCUGAUCUCAGUGCAGUUAUCAGACUCUCUGCCCGACCCCGAUCUCAUCGAUUUUGUGCACUGCGGCUGUGUGCUGAAGGAUGAUCUCACACUAGAUUCGUACGGCAUCAAGUCUGGAUCAACUCUGCAUAUCAUCAAGAAGACGUGGCCGGAGCCGGAGAUCCAGCCUGAGCCCGUCAACAGAUCUGCAGCCGCCAGAGAGUUCAGGAUGCUUCAGGCCGCGAUGCUCUCCAAUGCAACAUACAGAGAAGCGGUGUUUAAGAUGCUGGCCAAUAAAGAGUCGCUGGACCAGAUCAUCGUGGCAUCUCCAGGCCUCAGCUCAGACCCGGUCGCAUUAGCUGUGCUUCAGGAUAAGGAUCUGUUCGUUCAGUUCACAGACCCAAACCUGCUGGACACGUUGAUCAGGUCUCACCCGUCGCUGGUUAAUGCCAUUAUAUUAAUCCUGCACUCAGUGACCAGCAGCUCCGGUCAGUCCAGCAGCGGCUCCUCACGCAGCACAGCGGCCAGUUCAUACAGCCAGAUGCCCGGAGGAUUUCUGUUUGAUGGCAUGUCAGACGAUGAAGACGAUUUUCAGUCGGCCAGCCGUGGCGGCUCCUCGUGGCCCCUAAGAGCGUCUGGGUCCAGACCGGGGACUCUUGCUCACAGCGGAGCCAUGGGGCCUCGACCAAUCACACAAAGUGAACUCACACACGCUCUCGCUUUAGCCAGCACACCUGAAGCCGGCGGCACUGCUCCAGCACAGGAUGGGUCUGCGGCUGGAGCUCCGGUCAGCAGUGGUCUCUUCAGCCACGCACUGCAGCAGGCACUACAGGCCUCUGGCGUGAGCUCACUUCAGGUGACUACACACACACACACACACACCAUCACUAAUGCAGCAAACACAACUCUUAUUCACCACUUUGAAAUCUGUUAUACAGCAGGGGGCACUGUUAUGCGUCUUAAAGCCACAGUUCACCCAAAGACAAAUGAUUCAGGUGAACCGUGCCUUUAAGAAAUGCAUGUAUGUGUCCGUGUGUGUGUGUGCAGCAGGGCCGCUGGCAGCCGCAGAUGCAGCAGUUGAGGGAUAUGGGCAUCCAGGAUGAAGAAGUGGCUCUGCGCGCUCUGACCGCCACUAAUGGAGAUCUGCAGGCCGCGCUGGAGCUCAUCUUUGCAGGAGGACUCUAGUCUGACACACUUUAAUUUGACUCUUUUUUUACUUUUGUCCUAAAUAAAGCUUCAUUUCAGAA
This is a messenger RNA of Danio rerio (zebrafish), 1491 nucleotides long. The record is from RefSeq and is a predicted model, not a curated record. NCBI's taxonomy places the organism in Eukaryota, Metazoa, Chordata, Actinopteri, Cypriniformes, Danionidae.